GAUCACAUACUGGUGUUGAGUGAGGGAAGGGUUGUUGAGUCGGGCGGUUAUGACGAGUUGGCUGAGAGGGGAGUGCUUUCCGACCACGAGUUCAAUGAGUCGGACAAUCAGUCCAAAGGAAGUGGGCAUCAGAUGUCAAGACAGACCUCUCGAGUCAGUGAAAGUGAAUCCGCGGCACAGGUAUUGAGACAAAUUUCAAUGACUCGAGAAAAUGAGCAAAAGGUAACCGAAAGUGAAGUCAAAAAUAGUCAACUCAUUGAUAAAGAGACAGAAAAUUUCGGAUCCAUUAAAAUGAGUGUAUAUUUGGAUUAUUUGCGACGAAUUCCCCUAAUCUACACAUUAAUCCCACUCAUGAGUGCCUUUCUAUUCAACGCGUGCGAAGUCGGGGCCAACUUCUGGCUCAACAUCUGGACGACACACAACUCAACACAAGUGGACAACAAUUUCUACUUAAGUGUCUAUCUGUCGGCCAUUGUAUCGGAAGCCAUGUUUGUCCUCAUCUUUUUCAUGGUGCAGAGGACGGGCGCCGUAAUCGCCGCCGGAGUGCUCCACAAAGACAUGUUGUCUUGUAUUCUGCGAACCCCUCUGUCCUUCUUCGAUGUCACCCCUUCCGGACGAAUCAUAAACCGAUUUAAUCGCGACGUCGAGCAGAUAGACACACGAAUACCCUGGUGUUUGAGUGAAGUCCUGUUUCAAGCCAUUAAAUUCUUGUAUAUCGUGGCACUCGUUAUAUACAUGAACGCCUAUAUGACUGUCCUUAUACUGAUUAUCGUCAUUAGAAUCUAUUUGUGGACUUCGAGGCAAUUAAAUCGCUUAAACUCCAUCACUCGGUCACCGAUUUAUAGUCACUUCAAUGAAAGCAUUUCCGGUGCCGUCUCUAUCCGUGUCUACAAAGUGCACCAAUUGUUUACCGAAAAGUUACACAAUUAUAUCGAUGUCAACGUUAAUAUCCAAAAACAUCUCUCCACUACAGAGAUAUGGCUUAAUAUCUGGACCACAAUUAUAGGGCUAUUAGUCUCAUUCUCCACCUCAUUGUAUGUGGUGUUAGAGAGGGAUAACAUAAGCCCUGGAUUUGCCGGUUUUGUGCUCAUCUACUCAGUGAAUGUGAUCGGAAACAUUUCAUGGGCUCUACGAAUGGUCGGUACCCUCGAGACGGAAAUGGUUUGCUUGGAGAGAGUUAGAGAGUACUCGCAAUUGGAUCCGGAAUAUAGUUGGGAAUCAACGGAUGCUAACAAACCCUCUGAUCUUUGGCCCCGAAGUGCUUCCAUAGAGUUCAUCGAUUAUAGCGCUUCCUAUAGACGAGGACUCGAACCGGUGCUCAAGAACUUGAACUUCAGGGUAGAGUCGGGAGAAAAGGUGGGAAUAGUCGGCCGGACGGGCGCCGGGAAGUCGUCGAUGACUUUGGCGUUGUUUAGGAUAAUAGAGCCGACAUUCGGACAG
Oppiella nova is the source of this 1440-nucleotide messenger RNA. Lineage: Eukaryota; Metazoa; Arthropoda; Arachnida; Sarcoptiformes; Oppiidae. The record is from the annotation of a GenBank genome assembly.